CACCAGGGAAGCGCCCAUGGAGUGAUACUUACUGUCAACAGUUUAGCCACUGGGCAAAGCAAAGCACUUACAUUCAGAACUUGAGCCCAUGCUGGACCCUCGCUUCUCCUGGAUCUUCUCCCUCACGCGCUUAUUCAUGGCCAGAAUCUCCCACCCAGCACUCCUCUGUUCUAAAUGAAAACUCAGUCUCCACCUCUGAAGGCUGCAUCCUCUUAUAAGCUACCCAGUGCCACUCCAGCCUUCUUUCCAAGCACAGGCUGGCCUGUGGUUUACAGGAGAUGAAGAUAUCAAAAUUCCAGAAAAUCUUCUUGAACCCCUGCCAUUCAAUAGGCAGGAGCAUCUUAUAGAGUUUUUCUUUAGGUUGUUUGCUGACUGCGAGAAGGAUCCACCCCAGCUUGACUACACACAGAUGCUGCUUUAUUUUGCUUGCCAUCCAGACAGUACAGAAGGGGUCUACAGGGCCCUCAGCGUGGCUAUUGGGACUCAUGUCUUCCAGCCAAUUGAAAUGCCUAAUCCUGUUGCAGAAAAGACCUCUUCCUUUACUGAUAUGAGUCCCAUUGAGGAAUAUCCUGAACUCGAGGACAAUUUUAUGAGUGAGGAAAGGGAAUUACAAGAGGACGGGGAGGAAAAGGAAGAAGAACUCCCUGAAAAUGCGAAUACUGAAAUGAUUUCCAUGCAAACAUUACUCCGAGUGUUCCGAGGAGGAAAUGAAGUACUGGACGCUAACAGAUUUGCCAGCCACCAAAAGAUAGAGAACAUUUAUUUAGAGAACUUCAUAAAAGUGUUUCAGGACCUAGGUUCCAAGAACCUCGAGCCAGUUGAAGUUGCUAUUCUUCUGAAGCAUCCUUUUAUUCAAGACCUGAUUUCAAGUUAUUCAGACUAUAAGAUCCCUAGACGAUUCUAUCUGGCAUGUUCCUGAAGAAAAAACUCCGUCAACAGAUGACUGACUGCCUUCGAAGGUCAACCCCCUGAAGAUGGACUCUGAUCCUCAGGGAAAGUUGGAGUCAGCAGGGUUCUUGUCACUUCACGCAUUUCUCUGAUUUAGGAAGGAGUUUUAUCAGCGUGCACCCCAGCUGAACCCUAGCGCAGGACCGACUCUGGCAUGGCAGAACGUCUGACAUUCUGAGUUGCUGCCCACUAUAUUCCAGGAGCACCUUGAUGCUUUGAUGGCCAAAAAGAUCUCUGCACGUUCCCCAAAUCCUGCUUGGUGCACAGACCCCUCGGGUUGAGAGCACCCCCCCACCCCCACCCCGCAGCUGGAGCUUGUUCUGACCUCCAGCUUCAGAGCAUGAAUGUCACCUGACACCCUAAUAGUAGAAAGAGAGCUUGUCAGUCUGUCUAGCCGUCCGAUGGUUCGUUCCUUCAUUGCCAGAGUACUUCUGCCAAGUCAGCUUCUUCAGCCCUCCACCAUCCUGGUCCCUCAUCUCUCCUCCCUGUCAUUACUCCACCCUGGAAUCUGACGAGAGGACAUUGAACCACCUGCUAGAAUCUAGUCAGAGCACCAUUCCGACAAGAGUUGAGCCUUUGACCUGAAAAAACUAAAUGUGAUGCUUGAAAAGGAAAGAGAUUCCCUUCCAGUAAGAUGCUCUAUUCUCAUUUUUGCUAAGCAAAUAAAGAAAAAGAAGAAAGGAAAAGAAAAAAAAUCUCUGAAGACUCAGUUACUAACACUCUCAUCCUGUCAUCAAUUUUUUUGCUCCAGAUAUCCAUGUGCAAGUAAAUAGAUCACAUUUUUAAAAUGAACUUUAACCACAGUGAUGUUGUUUGAAGAUCUUUCAAGAUAAGUAGAGCAAAAACUAGAGUGUGGUUUUUCGGGUUAAAAUGUUGUUUGCUGUUAUAAACAGUGGGAAGUAAAGGUUGUCACCCAACA
Odocoileus virginianus texanus is the source of this 1867-nucleotide messenger RNA. NCBI's taxonomy places the organism in Eukaryota, Metazoa, Chordata, Mammalia, Artiodactyla, Cervidae. The record is from RefSeq and is a predicted model, not a curated record.